Messenger RNA from Haemonchus placei, 1917 nucleotides. The record is from the annotation of a GenBank genome assembly. NCBI's taxonomy places the organism in Eukaryota, Metazoa, Nematoda, Chromadorea, Rhabditida, Trichostrongylidae.
AUGGCGGACGCCGUCCUUGUGGGUAAUUUGCAAAAUCAGCUAGAUCGUCUGAUGAAUCAAUUAUCCGAUCUUGAAGAAGAGAGGUCUAAUAUGGACGCAAAAGAGUAUGAAGAACUGAAAUCAGAAACUAUGGAGCAACUUGAGGAUCUCAGCCGAACGUUGGAGAAAAUGACUGGAGGAACCAUCACUGUGAUAGAUAAUCUCACUGCUACACGAAUGGCUGUUAGAGCUGCGAUCAGUCAAGCAUUCCGAACACCUGAGAUAGUGGCGUUAUUCGCAAGAAAGCAACCAGCAGCAUUACGGCAAAAGCUCAUCGUGAUGGAUAACGAGCUGCGUAUGCAGAAAAUAUCAGAGAAAGAAUACAACGCUCGAAAAUUGGAGAUACUGACUGCUUUGGUGAAUUUGAAAGAAGAGCUGUCGGACGAUGAAAAAGCUUUUCUGAAACAGAAACAAUCAGCAAAUCUUCCACACUUCGAUUUGGAGGCUACUUCUGGAAAUACUGAAUUUUUAGUUGUCGACGAAUUGGGAGGAAAAUUUCAUGAGACGUUUUCUGCUCAUGUUGACGUCGGUGAUGACAUAGAAGCCAUGGACUGCACUGAAUGGGAUGAUGCUAUUAGGAACUCUCCCACAGAGGACAUCAUAACUACCUCCAAUGAAACUUCUAUCUCUUCAAAACCAACAACAACAAUGAACGAGUGCGAAGACAUGGAGAUUGAUUUUACGGAAGAUCUUCGACAAGUACGAGGAAUUCACUACACCCACGGCGCAGAAUCGUUGAAUCCCAACAACGCAAAUCCUUUCAUCUUACCUGGUACAAGUCGUUGCUGUGUUGUGUUUGAUACUUGCGUCCUAAUCGAUGAUCCAGACCUUAUAAAUGACUGCAUUGAAAAGCUUGUACCUAUAGUUAUUCCAUAUCGUGUUUUCUAUGAGCUUGACAAUAUGAGGAAGAUAACAUCCACUUCACCAUCUGGAGUGCAGUUACGAUCGUCGUUCGCCCCUGUGGAUGGAUUUGUAACCAGUUCCAGUGAAGAAAUUAACGACGACUUUAUUCUGAAAUGCGCCUUUCAAAUGAAGACCUUAUUGGAAGCGCGAAGAGAGGGUUGGGAAACGGUGUUCCUCACAAACGACCAUGUGUUAUCGCUAAAAGCUCAUGCACACAGGAUACCCUGCUACACUGGAAAGGAAGCGAAAGCUAUUCUAAGAGGAGCUGCCUCUCCCUUAUCCAACCGAACGCUUGAUGUUUCUCCUGGGAUACAAGAGCCGCGCGAAAGAGUCGGACAUGAAGUUGGAAUAAAGUUCCUGUCAGAACAGACUUCGAUUGUGCUGGCUUGCCAUUUGUUCCUUAUUAAAAGCGAGAAAGAUCCCACAUUUGCAGUUAGCCUCUCAAGUACUCAAUUUUUGAGAGUUUCGCCAUCAGGUUCGAGUUCGACACGAUCACGAAAGAAGGAUUCUUCAUCGAUUGUCCUGAAAAAACCGCUUCUAUCGUCAGCUAAAAAGGGGAAGACGAAAGUUUGCCGUAUGCAAGUUACCAACGAGGCAGCAGGCAUAAAAGGAGACAUGGAUGCUCUGAAGGAGUUCUCAAAAAUUUGGAGUGGUCUUGUUUCCACAUUGAAAAAGAGACUUAAGAAGUCUUCUCCGAAGGAGAAAAAGGAAGUCUUACGGCUGAAAGAAAGUGUGUCACUGUUCCGUAAAAAACCAACUGAAGAGAAUCUACUAAUGUUGGUCCAGAUGACUGUAUGGCUAUAUGUUUACUACCUCCCACCUUCGAGUAAACAACAAAAGAUUGACUACAAGGAGUUACUGAAGAAUGGGCUGUUAAAACAGAUCAGCACUCCUGGACGAAGAUCUCAGAGACUGAUGGAAGCAUUUCGUAAUUUCAGCAGCGAUUUUGCGUCGAUAGAGAGUGAAAAAGUGUAA